Aspergillus versicolor CBS 583.65 is the source of this 1887-nucleotide messenger RNA. Its product is annotated as aspartic endopeptidase. Bases 1 to 1887 code for a protein of 628 amino acids. Gene Ontology annotation, molecular function: aspartic endopeptidase activity, intramembrane cleaving. Gene Ontology annotation, cellular component: lumenal side of endoplasmic reticulum membrane; membrane; cytoplasmic side of endoplasmic reticulum membrane. The record is from RefSeq and is a predicted model, not a curated record. Gene Ontology annotation, biological process: membrane protein proteolysis. The transcript has a single exon. NCBI's taxonomy places the organism in Eukaryota, Fungi, Ascomycota, Eurotiomycetes, Eurotiales, Aspergillaceae.
AUGGCUGAGGUCAGUCCACUCGCAGAGCUCCUGGGGCAGGCGCUGUACCAAUUUACACUCAUGAAACCGAUGUUGCCAACUUACGGCCAUGUGAUUGCGUCAGCGCUGUUUCUGAUAUAUAUCGGAGCUCAUGCCUCACUCUCGAGGCCAAAUUCGGCUGCCAAACCUCCUAAAUCUGACAAAGAUGCCCAGAGCGAGUCAGAGGAUGAGGAAGAAGAGGAAGAAUGCCAAAAUGACGACAAUAUAAAGGAAGGUCUCUCUCCGGGCGAUGCUAUAAUGUUCCCUUUGACCGCUGGUGCUACCCUUGGUGGCCUAUAUCUGAUCAUCAAAUGGAAGGGAGCUGAACUCUUGAACAAAAUACUCGGGUUUUAUUUCUCUCAAAUAGGUAUUUUUUUCGCCAUGGCUUUUGUGAAAGAUGCUCUCUCAGUUUUGAGGUCUUUUGUCUUUCCGCGCAAGUAUACAUCCGGUGGGCGGACUUGGAAACCUAGACCGUCUGAACGCAUCUUCUCAGCCCCGACCAGCUCAGAUGCUUCACUGGCAAAUGGCGUACGGCAGUCUCCUUUACCAGGGGUAUUCGGCUCAAUUCCAUUACCUUUAUUUGUUCUGAAGGGACUUUGGGCCUGCCGCGCGGCCCUCUAUUGGCGUGCGAAGCUUCGUGUCCACAUACAUCGCAUCCUCCAUUUCGAGUCCUCAUUGAGCGCCAUGGAUAUCCUAAGUGGCAUUUUGUCUUUACCUGCAGUGGCCUAUUUCGCGUUUAUUUCGAAACCAUGGUGGUUAACCAACUUUCUCGGAUUCUCUUUCUGCUAUGGUAGUUUGCAGUUGAUGUCACCAUCGACCUUCGUCACCGGCUCUCUCAUUCUGGGCUCGCUUUUCUUCUACGAUAUAUACUUUGUUUACUUCACCCCUUUGAUGGUCACAGUUGCAACGAAGCUCGAUGUUCCAGUCAAACUCUUGUUCCCUCGUCCGUCAGAUCCUACUGACCCUGCCGGUGCUGUUUCUCUGUCGAUGUUGGGAUUAGGUGACAUUGUCAUCCCCGGCAUGAUGAUGGGACUGGCCUUACGAUUCGAUCUAUAUCUUUACUACAAGGCGAAGGGCGCCCUGAAAUCACGGUUAGAGAGCGAAGACUCAGGGGUCAUCAAACCGACCUAUCAAUCAGCCACAGGAGGAUGGGGAGAGCGCUUCUGGGCACCAGAAACCCGUUCAAGCGAAUCAGAAUUGGAACCCCCCUAUCGCGACGCCCGCUCCUUUCCUAAGACGUACUUCAAGGCCAGCAUUGUUGGGUACUCGUUUGGAAUGACUUCAACUCUUGCUGUUAUGCAAAUUUUUAACCACGCACAGCCGGCUCUCUUAUACCUGGUCCCAGGAGUAGUAAUCUCAUUAUGGGGCACUGCCUUGGUUAAAGGUCAAAUUCGCGAGAUGUGGGAAUUUGAUGAUGCCGAAGAUGAAGAUGAAGACGCGAACAAGAAGAAUAGCGAAAGCCGGGAGUCAUCUUCAGACCACAGCCGGGGACUCUUCGCUCGCAUAUUUUCCAGCUCCGAUAACGGCAACGGGUCCAAGAAUUCUGACGAAGUCUCUGACAAAAAGGAUAACACCUCAGAGACCCCAGAGGGAAAAGCUGGUAAGACCGAGGAGAAAUCCGAAACCAAUGACAAGGAAAAGCCGCAGUCGGAUGACAAAAGUGAAAACGCCAAGACGCUGGAUCUAUUUUCAGUCUCAAUAUACGUCCCUCGCAAGGCAGGAUCACAGAACCCCGAAUCUAAAGGGGGCACUGCUGAAUCUGUUCCCGAUGAUGAACACUGUUACGUUGGCGUUGGUAAACAGGACAACGAGCCCCCUACCAAAAGGCGACGUCGGAGUCCUAGGAUAGCAGCAUCACCUGAUAAAUAA